AUGGCGCUAUCACCGCCGCCGCUGCCCUCACGAUUUCCGUGCUGGUGCCGGGCCAUCUAUUCUUGGGGAGGCGAGUCAAAACGCGACCUAGGAUUUAUCGAGGGCGACUUGAUCGAAUGUCUGAAUGCUGGAGACGGUUCGUGGUGGGUAGGCAGGCUAUUUCGAGAUCGGAGGACUGUCGGGUCUUUCCCGUCCAAUUUCGUCGAGGUGCUACCAGAAGACUUCCGGCCAACAAAAACACCGAGUCCUAUACCGCCGAAUAUAGCGUCAGGGCCCAAGGCGGUGCCGCAAAAAUCACGAACAUUUCGGAAACCGUUCGAGGCAUAUGCCAAAGCGCCGCAUUAUACCACAGCAAAGCAACCAGAAACAUUUCGAGAAACACCGACGUCGCGUCUCAAGGAAAAGCCGUCUAGGGUGUCAACCACAUCAUCGCGAUCAAGGGGAAAUUCGGCCGCAGCCUCAAGUACUGCUCUUGUCCUUGCGAGGAGUGCUCAUGAGGAUAUCGCUCGCGCUCCUUCUCCCUCAAUCUCACCGGCAAAUGGAUAUGGAUCUAGAGCUCCUUCACCGGCUCCUUCCAUGGGUCACUCACCGACUCGUCCACCGAGCCGGUUGGAAAAUAUGACGAGGAGCGAUUCUCCACCGCCUCCGGCACCACCACCUCACAGACAUGUUGGGCGGGCAGAUCCCGAUGAAGGGACACAGGGCUAUCAGUCAUUAUCGAGGCACGGUUCCUCAGUGUCAUACAAUCCAUCCAGCCUAUCACGGCAGGGCUCUACCGUUUCAUACAACCCCGCAGAGAUAACACGAACGGGGUCUACCGUUUCAUACAACCCAGCGGAUAUAACAAGAACGGGUUCUACCGUUUCAUACAACCCGGCAGAUAUAACAAGAACAGGCUCUACCGUUUCGUACAACCCCAUGGACGUUAUGCGUUCUACCGUGUCGUAUAAUGGACCAGAUAUCCCAAGGCACGGCUCGGCCAUGUCGUACGAGCCAUACAGUCCAAAUCGUCAUUCCAACGGCUCUUACACUGAUCUUCAAGAUCUAACAAGGCAGGCCUCAUACGAUUCCUACAACGAUACCAGCUAUGAGACUCAGCGUAACGGAUACCACACACCCAGGGGUGGAGGUUCCCAUCGACCAUCUAUGGAGGGAAGCCACAUGACGCCAUCACCAUUACGCGAAGCAAUGGAUGAUGUGAUGCAGCAGCUAGAUCGCUUGGAAGGCAUUGGAGGUCGCGAGGCGGAGUCGCCAGAGAGGGCAUUGGAGCGGACGUUUGAUCCCUGGUCCCCCGAUUCUUUCGACCUGGUAGCACCGCAACAAAGACAAAAGGAACGAGGGGAACGAGGGCGCAUCAGGCCACUGACGUCGAUAGGAAUAGCGUUUGACGAAGGUUACGAGACUUGGAGUGGAAAUUCUUCACACAAUGCAUCACAACAAGAUGGACAUCGCGAAAAGCCCUACGACCCCCAUCUGAGCAAUUACGUGGAGAGGAUGGAGAAACAGAUUCAGAGAAUGCACCAACACAGCUCGAGUAUGCCAGCCGUGGUGAACCAUGAAGAUGACGACGAUGACGAUGACGAUAAACCCCCACCCCCACCGCCAAAGGGCCAUCCUUAUUCACGCCCAAAAUCGUCCACCGGAUCAACUGUAGGAGAGUUGGUUACCAUGGAUAAAAGGACACGGGGACGAAAAUAUCCUUAUGAUAGAGCAGUGGGUAGUAUCGAGCGCACCAAUACGACAAAAACGACCCAAACGAAUGCGUCAACCGGUAAUCAGAGCAACAGUAGCUCUUCGACCCAGAGUACAAACAGGACCGUUUGGAGCGGCGUCUCUGCCGGUGGUUUUAGUGCGACAAGCGCCGGAAGCUUGGCUCGGACCGCCCACCGUGCUCAGAGUUCGUUUAGCAUGCGCAACGAUGAAGGGGACCGUCCUGACUCGCCGUUUACCGGCGUGACUUACCACAGCAGUCAUGCUAGCAACUAUGCCGGAGGUGGUAGCGGAAGUGGGUUUUCUCGGCCGAUAUCUCAGGUUGGCAUUCACGAAGAUGGUACCCCUGGAUUGGGCGGACUUGUCGCGCCCAAAUCACCAAAACGAAACAUCUUCAAGAAGAUCCUCGACUCUGCUAAGACGGGCGUCGCUAGCAACCGGGGCAGCAUCGCCGCUGGCCAUGUGCCCACUGUGAGGUCCUCGCCCUUUGCUCGCCUGCAGCAACCGCAUAGUGUGGCACCCGGAGCCAGCAUGCUCUCGCUGAGCGGCGCUCGCUCCAGACGCGAUGCCGCCAGGGAGAUGGGCCUUGGCGCUGCCAUCGACUGGGUCCAAGUCCGCCGAGAUGUCAACCGCUCCAAUUCCGUCAGCAAGAUCGAGCGGACCGAGCGCAGGGAGCGCUGCCAGAUGCAAGACCACCCCACACUCAAUCCUGUCGAUGAGCUCUAUGAGGGCAUCGAAGGUGACGAAGGGGCGGACGGCAUGCCCGUUCAUAAGCCAGAGAAUUACCACAUGAUAAACCUCGCCCAGGUGGAUAAGAAUUCCCGUUUCAUAAAAGAGCCGCCUCAGGGGACGACGGUGGCGACGCUCGCACAGACUUACAUCUGCAGGCCGUACAGGAGCGAUCUACAACGGCUUCGUGCGAUAUUUACUUGGGUGGCAGAGAAGAUCACCUGGGAAGAAGAUUUCGAGGGUGACGCCGACACCGAGCGAACCAUCCAUGCAAAGAGAGGCUGCGCAGAGGAGUAUGCUUGCCUUGUGAUGGAAAUGUGUUCUGCCAUUGGGCUGCACUGCGAGGUUGUAAGGGGUUACCUGAAAGCCCCAGGCGACAUUCCCGACCUUAAUGUGAUGCCCAGAUCCAACCACUGGUGGAACGCAGUUAUUGUCGACGACGAAUGGCGCAUGAUUGACACCUGUCUAGCAAGUCCCUCGAACCCCAAACGUGCCCUCUACUCCAGCGUCUCCGGAUCCUCGGCAGACACCUGGUGGUUCCUCACACGGCCUACUGAGCUGUGCUGGACGCAUGUGCCGGAGCAUCACGACCAACAGCAUAUUGUGCCCCCAGUAGCCUAUGACACGCUGCUCAACCUGCCAUGCACAUGCCCGGCAUACUUCAAGAACGGCAUCGAGCUGGUUGACUUUAACACUAGUCUGACCAGGAUAGAAGAUCUUGAGAUGGUCCACAUCAACUUUAACGUACCGGCCGACGUUGAGAUUGCAGCCGAAGUUGAAGCACGAGCACUAUCAAAGGACCAUGAUGGCGAUCUAUUUGAGAAUGGUGAUAUCGUCAAGAAGAAGGCGCUGGCGCAGGCUGAGUGGUUCAAUGGUGUGAAGCGCUACACAGUCAAGGCGCUACUCCCUGGUGACGAAGGCCAGGGCAUGCUGAAAGUCUAUGCCGGGAAAAGGGGCUUGAUGCAAAGCAUCAAGGAUAUUCCCCAUCCUUUGGCCUUUACUCUACCCAUCAUCCACGCGGGCGAAAAUCCGCCCUAUGAAUUUGUUACGCGACAUCCGACGCCUCACGCACAGAGGCAUGAUAUUUAUGUUGUCCAACCUCAGUGUCAGCAACUGGCUCUGAACAAUACCUUUGUCUUUGCUAUCAGACAGCACCCCAGCUCCAUUUCAGACGGGCCUCUCACACCGUCGUCGAAUCCUGGAUCGGCCAGCCCAAUUCCCUUCAUUCGGCCAUCUUCGGCGAUGAGUGUCAACGCUUCCAGCGCGAGCGGGUCGAACCCCAGCUCAGCCAGCGGGACCGUUGCGGGAAAGAAGCCUGCCAAGCUGGCAAUCCAGACACCGGGAGGCAAGAUUCUUCGUCUUAUGAGAAAGGAGGAGCGCAAGGGGAUCAGCGUUGGAUCGCGGACCCCAGACGAAGAGGUCAGCGACGGCGGCACCUGGGAGACGAUCAUCAAGUGCUCUGAGAGGGGCGUUUGGCGAGGCCUGAUACAACAGCAGCAACAGCAACAGCAACAGCAACAUAACCAGCAGCAGCAGCUCCACCAUGGCCAGCAGUCCAUGUAUCCCGGCGCCAUGGGCCACGAGCAGCAGCAGCAGUUCUACCAGCCUCAGCAACAACCUCAGCACGGCAUGUACAUGCAGCCGCAGCAGUUCCACCAGCCGUCGCCGUACGGCGUCAACUUCAACGGCUUCGCCAACUACGAGGGCGGCGGCCACCACCUCCCGCCGUCGGGCCAAUAUCUGCCGCCGAACAACGUCUGGCAGCAGCAGCAGCAACAGCAUCACCAGCAGCAGCAGCAACAGCAUCACCACCAGCAGCAGCAGCAGGCCAUGACGCAGCAGCAGGCCAUGACGCAGCAGCCGAUGCAGCACCAGGCUCUCCCUCACCAGCAGUUACAGCAACACCAGCAGCCUCUCCAACAAGUUCACCAGGUCCAGCGCCAACAGCCGCGCCAUCAACCUCCUCCGAUAUAUCAUAAUCAUACACCUUCGCCUGCGCCCUCCCUUCCUCCACAGCCGUCGCCCGUAAGAAGCCACGCGCUGCCGCCGACACGACCGCCGUCUAAUCCGCAACCGAUACAAUAUCAGUCGCCUGUGCUUCAACCGGCACCUCAACUGGCGCCGCAAGUUCAGCAGCAGCAGCAGCAGCAGCAGCAGCAGCACCAACAACAACAGCGACAACAGCAGGCAGAGCAGCAACAUCAACACUAUUCGCAACCUCAACAGCCUCAGCAGCAGCCUCAGCAGCAGCCUCAGCAGCAGCCUCAGCAGCCUCGGCAACAGCAGCAACAGCAGCAACAGCAGCAACAGCAACAGCAACAGCCACCCCUACCACCACCGGUGCCGCCGCAACCACAGUCGCAACCGCAACCGCAACCGCAACCGCAACCGCAACCGCAACCGCAACCGCAACCGCAACCGCAACCGCAGCCUCCCAUACCUCAACCACGCCAGAUCGCUGAGCAGCCUCCCAUACCUCAACCGAGCCAAAUCGCUGAGCAGCGCCAGCAGGAUUUGCUUCCUGAGCCGCCGCAACCUCCUCAAUAUGUGUCUCCUUCAGAACUCUUCCAGCAAGAGCCGAUGCAUUAUGUCAAUCUUCAAGAUAUCCAGAAGCAGCCGUCGAUUACUUCUCUACCUAUAUCAACGACCACGAGUUCGCCGAUUGUAUCCGUCACCAGCCAAGAAAAACCCAAGGAGACUGUCGUUGUCAAACCGCAGGAAAUUGUCAUUGUCAAACCCCUGUAUCCCAGUGCAGCGAUCAAGCAGGAAAAGCAAGAGGAUGAUUCUAUUGCAACCCGAGUGUUUCAGCAAGUUCCUGACGCCCGCAUCAAACGCAGCCCGCAUUCCUCAGUCACCAACUCACCUUCACUAUCCAUGAGAUCCCCCAGCAUCACCAAAAAGUCGCCCGCAGUGACACCUAAACCUCGGCCCGUGAACACGGCGCCUUUGAUGAUUGCCAUUGCGGAAGAAUGCAUCGAGAAGGCGCGUAACGCCUCUCACGACGUGGCCAUGACUCUAUGUCCGAACCAAGUCGACGAAUACCAAGAGCUGAUUGCGACGUCAUUAUCAUGUCUAGAGGCUGCGCUGCAGAGCAAUCCCCAGCUUGCGCCGCGGGAAGAGGCGCGCGUACGAUUAAGAUACGCCGCUCUUUUACAAGAAGAGACGGAGAAUUUAAUGGAGGCGGAGACGGCUCUGGCAAAGGGCAUUCCGCUUUGCGACAAGCACCGCCUGUUUGACCUUAAAUAUUGCAUGCAGUAUCUCAUGCUCAAGGUUCUGUUCCAAAGAAAUCACAAAGCGGCGUUAAAAGCGGUAGACGGUCACAUAUCUAACUGCGAAGUAUUCAAGCAUGUGCAAUGGUACUAUGCGUUCCGCUUAUUAAAAGCUUCCUUUUAUCUUGAUAUUGGAAGCGUAUCAGACACGGGCGCCCUCGACAACAUACGAGCCAUCCAGAAUGUCGCCAACACCAGAGGCGACACCGCGCUCUCUGUUCUCGCCUCACUAAUAGAAGGCUUCACUCUCCUCAAGACGACCAAGGAUGGCAACAUGGAGAAGAUCCAGGCCUGUAUCGCACAAGUGGCCAAAUACCAGUUCGACCCGUCGGUGCAAAUCACGCAGCUCACCAUGCUGACCUUGCUGCUUGAGGUCGCCGCAAGUCUACACCACCAGAACCCAGACCAUACGGCUCAGAAGCUACGGCAGCUGCAGGUGUGCCUGGACGAUUGCGAAGAAUGGCAUAAUGUCAAGUCUGACUUUCUCGUGCCUAUCAAGAAGGAGUCUUCUGCGGCCAGGACUGUGAGCGAUGAUACUCAGGCUAUUCUGCGGCUGGGCGAGGGUGAGGGCGAGAUGGAUUAUCUGGUCAUGACGUUUAUGACAAAGAUGGAGCUGAGAUCGCUCGUAUUUACCAUUAGCGGCCUGGCCAAUUUUCACAAGCCUUCUUCACAAGGCCGUAGAUCAACAGAGUUCUGGAAGGAAGGCCUUAAGAUACUCGAGACAUGGGACGCUUCAACGGCUGGUAUACCUUACGGCGCCCCCAUCCCCUUGAACGUGGCGAUUAAGCAGCGGGCCUGGCGGAUAGAAGCUCAGGCUUACCUGACUGUUCUCCUGGGAUUGGUGGCGGCAAGUCACUGUCAAUGGGCAACGGUCAAGCAAAUGGUUCAGAAUCUUGAGUCUUUUGUUUCUCCCUCAACACAGCCUACUGUGAGAUUGCUCUCGACCUAUCUAAAAGGCGUAUAUCACCAGGGCAUCGGCAGCCUCCAAGCCGCCGUGGACAUCUUCCUAGAUGACCGCUUCAAGGUCCAUCAGCAAGGAAGCACCGGGAUCAAGGCCGGACAGCAGGAGAUUGCGCUGCUUGCGGGCCUGAAUAGGCUUUGGAUCAUGCAGCACCCGUCUUGUCGAAACGACCAGGAAACCUUGGAUCUCAUCGAGCAGCUUCAGCCUCACUGUGCCAACCACAACAACAUCGAUCUCCGGACUGCCUGGCACAACGUCAUGGCGGCCCUUGUGACGGAUCCCCCUCAGCAGCUCAACCAACAAAAACAGCACAUCCACGCUGCCAUGGCUGGCUCCAAGGUCACUAGUAACGUGCUCGGAGCCGCCGUCACGCUCUGUAUCAUGCGCAGCCGCUUCUUCGAAAACGUCAUUGGCGAGCAGGCACUCAAGAGCGCUCGAGCGGCAGCCAAGCAAGCGGAAAGGAGCGGCAACGUACUGUGGCAGAGCGUGGCAGACGGCAUGCUGGCGCAGUCGUAUGAGGUGCAGGGACAGAGAGAAGAAGCCAAACAAGAGUGGGACAAGGCUACCGAGGAAGCCAGAGAUGCGUUUUCCCGCAGCUUGUGA
Molecule: messenger RNA, 7272 nt
Organism: Trichoderma harzianum CBS 226.95
Lineage: Eukaryota; Fungi; Ascomycota; Sordariomycetes; Hypocreales; Hypocreaceae
Exons: 7
Coding region: 1-7272 (2423 amino acids)
Biological process (GO): mitotic sister chromatid cohesion
Molecular function (GO): protein binding
Source: RefSeq, a predicted model, not a curated record